CCGCCUCGCACGCCACUGCGUACCGUGACUGCGUUAGCGCACGCGCACGCGAUAACCCCCCACCUCGUCUCCAACAACACGUGCUCCAAUAACUGUGUUCACCUGAUGAUAACCCACUGAACAAAAUGCAAGAGCAAAGCACUUCCCGAGCGAACAAGACAACUCUCAAUUCAUUGGAAAGCGCUAUUAUCAAAUUGAAGAACAAUCUACAGAUACAGGAUAACAAGUCUACAGAUAUGACCGGGCUAUUGAGCAUCGACGCUUCGUCUGAUGAUACAAAAAACAAUACAAGUAAGGGAACAACUUCAUCUUCUACUACAAAUAUUAAUCUAUCUAUUGCAUCCGCUGCGUUGUUACAAGAAAAUAUGUUGCAACGUUCUUUACAAGGAGUAGUUAUAUCGCUUCAAAAUGCGAUGAUGAAUUCGUUGCAACAAGCGGCUCUCUUGCCGUCAAAUUCAGCAGCCGCUGCAGCCUUAAAUUUACAAGCUUUAGAAUCAUAUUUAACUUUACAACGCCUUACCACAGUGUCAUCUGUUAAUAGUAAUACACAACUAAAUACCAGUGAAAGCAAUACAUCUACAAAGCAAGAUAUACUAAGGCUAGCGACGGCAAGUGCUAAGAUAACUGAAACAGAUGUAUCCGAAAGUACGUCGACGGUAAUUUCGCCUAAAACUCCCGAAGAAUAUCCAUUGUCUGACGCUAUAGCGGCAGAGGAUGUGGAUUUAUCAGAGGAAGUGGAAGAAGACUUAGCACUACUUGACAAUGAAGACGAAUUCACAUUGGAGCAGCAUUUAGAAUCAACAUCGAAAGGUUAUUGUUAUAAUUCAUCACAGAACCUAGAUAACGGGUAUCCAAGUCUACUAAUGAAUGCAAUGUACCAACAACAAAUGACUGGGAGUCCUUCUCAGCCACCUCUUUCACCUCAACCAUCUAAUUCAUCUAGUUCAAAAUCAACCAAUAGUUCAACCUCUUCAACAGGCAGCAGCAUAUCGAAUAAGCAGAAAGCCACAAGCAGCGGUCCUAGGACAAAAAAACAGUUUAUAUGUAAAUUUUGUAAUCGACAGUUCACAAAAUCAUAUAAUCUUCUUAUACAUGAAAGAACCCAUACGGACGAGCGACCGUACUCAUGUGACAUUUGUGGAAAGGCUUUCCGACGGCAAGAUCACCUCAGAGAUCACAGAUACAUACAUUCAAAAGAGAAGCCGUUCAAGUGCCUGGAAUGCGGAAAAGGUUUCUGCCAAUCAAGAACGUUAGCAGUACAUAAAAUUUUACACAUGGAAGAGUCUCCUCAUAAAUGUCCUGUGUGUAGUAGGAGCUUUAAUCAAAGGUCGAAUCUUAAGACCCAUCUCUUGACUCACACAGACAUUAAGCCUUACAAUUGUACCUCAUGUGGAAAAGUUUUUAGACGCAACUGUGACUUAAGACGUCACAGCCUAACGCACAAUUUAGUUAGUAUAUCAUCAGUAAAUACAUCACCUAGCGGAAUUAAUGAAAAAAGUCCUUUAUUAAAUCCUAAUUAUCCUAUUGAUAAUUUAGAUACCGAAGAGGAGAAUUAAUAAUUGAUUUAUUUAGUGAAUGUGUUAAAUAAUAAGACUGAUAAUCUUCCAGUGCCUUCUUAAUAUUAAGUGACGGAACAAGAUCUUGUAUAAGAUGUACC
This is a messenger RNA of Nymphalis io (European peacock), 1657 nucleotides long. RefSeq names its product protein sister of odd and bowel-like. The coding region runs from base 126 to 1556 and encodes 476 amino acids. Gene Ontology annotation, molecular function: RNA polymerase II transcription regulatory region sequence-specific DNA binding; DNA-binding transcription factor activity, RNA polymerase II-specific. Gene Ontology annotation, biological process: embryo development; embryonic hindgut morphogenesis; embryonic pattern specification. Gene Ontology annotation, cellular component: nucleus. Lineage: Eukaryota; Metazoa; Arthropoda; Insecta; Lepidoptera; Nymphalidae. The transcript has 2 exons. The record is from RefSeq and is a predicted model, not a curated record.